AACGAAUCAAAUUUUCUUCAUUGUACACACAGUAGUGCUUUACAUUCAUCCAAAAUGUUCAUUAAGGUCACCUUCCUUUUCGUCGUAGCAAGCUGCAUAUAUUCAGCACAAGGUACCCCCAUUCCCGGUAUCGGCUUCGGAAACAACUUCGGCCAGUUCGGUAACUUCGGCGCUAACGCCCAAGAGAACUUCAGCCAAUCCCAAAUGAACGCCGAAUCUUCGAGCUCAUCAAGCAGCUCCAGCAUUUCAAACGCCGCCGACUUUCAAGUAGGUGGCUUCGGAGGUGCCGCUGGAGGUUUUGGACAAGGAUUCGGCUCCGGCAUCGGACUUCAAGGUGGUGGCUUUAAUGCCGGAGGUUUCGGUGCCAGUGAAAAAUUUCAGGCGUCGCAAAUGAACUCGCAACAGCACAGUUUCGAGAGUAGCAGCAGCAGCAGCGGUUCCCAGUCCAUAGGCGCUGGUCAAUCAUUCGGACAGUUUGGACAAUUAGGAGGUGGUUUUGGUUUCUAAUUUUCUUUUGAAUUUGUAUAAUGAAUUAAAUCAAUUACGAGUUAAUAAACUUAUUAAACAUCUUGGAUAUUGUAACACCAAGAUUUCCAAAUUUUAAUCGUUGUUAUAACAUCUAUGUUGGAUUAUGUUAUAAAACUAACAAUUAAAAUGUUUUACAUUAAAUUUCAAUAAGUUUUUGAGUGCAAGUUUUCCAGUGUGCCUCUUUGCGCCAAUUCGUUUUAUGCGCAUUUAGGUUAGAUUGUUGUUUCAGUUGAACUGAGGCGUGCCUCUAGCCUAUGAGAUAUCUCCAAUCGAUCGAUAUCGAUCGAUAUAUCGGUCCAAUCGAAGUUCCCGAAAAUUGCCGAUUUUUCCGUUUAAAAAAAUUCUUGUUCGUGAAAUGCCGUUAAAGAAAUGUGUAUUUUAAGUUUAAAUUAAUUUGACAAAAUGUUUGUUAUGAGAAAAUUAAACCUUCAAAUUCCUAAUUUCAAUAGUUAACGAAUAUGGGACAAUAUAGGCAAACACGUUUACUAGUGGAGUAAUCUAAUUAUCAAUUAGAAAUAAUUUUAAAAUAUAAUUUGAUAUUACUCUUUCAUGAUACUAGAAAAACAAGAUUGUUACUAAACUUAAAUUUUUAUAAUUUAUGUCAACACUGCAAUAUUUCGGGCUUCGGAUUUGGGAUUAAUUUUAGGUUAUGUCAGUUAUUUAAAAAGCGGGUAUUAUGUUUUUAAAUUCAAAAUGCCCAAAAUAAAAAUUGAUCAUGUUAUCAGCUUUAGCAGCGAAGAUUCAGUCCAUGUCGCCAAUAACAUUCUUCUAGCGGAUCCCGCGAAAAAAUGGAAAUGUUCUAAACCUGGCGAAGUGUCCGCCAACAUUGUACUGCAACUAGAAAAAGCCUACAACAUCACCAGCAUAGACAUAGGCAACGAGAACUCUGCCUAUAUAGAAUUAUUGGUAGCACGAUCAAGCACUAAUGAUGAGUACAAACCUCUGUUGGUUAUGUCAUCAUUUAUGACGCCCCUGGAGGCCAGACAAAACACAAACAUCAACAAAGUUCGUAUGUUUAAACUAGAGGAUCUAAGCAAUCCUGAACGAAAUGAAAAAUGGGAUAGAAUUAAAAUUGUUUGUACACAACCAUUCAACAGACAUGUUCAAUAUGGUGUUUCUUUUAUUAACUUGUACAGCUCAGAAGCAAAAAGUGAGGAGAAUAAGACAGUACAAUCACAGAUGAUUGGGAAAUUUACUCUUAGGCCAGACUCUCCAGACCACAUAUCAACUGGGAGUUUGUUUGCGAAGAGGAAAGAAAUACUCAAAGAUGAGGUCCUGAAAGGUGCUGCAGCUAUUAGAGAAGCAUCUACUUCCAAAACCUUAGCAGAGUAUGGUACACCAACAGUCAAAAAAAAGAUUAAAAUUGUUCCCAACAGCAGUAAAAAGCCAUCCCAGGACACAGAAGACAAACCAAAACCCAGAAACCGAGAUGAGCUCUUGUACAGCAAAGAUGAGGACGAGAAGAAUGAAAAAAUUGAUAAAUUAGUGGCAAUGAAAGCCAAAGAAGAGGAGGAAAAACUUGAACUCAGGGAAAAAGAAAUUGAGGAGAGGAAAAAGAAAGAACAGCGACUUAAAGAAGAGAAAGAACGGGAGAAACGGGCGAAGGCGGCGGAAGAUCGGGAAAAGAAAGCGAAAACAGGCACCCCAAAACAAGAGCGAAAGAAGGAAGGCAAUUCGGACUCGGCAAAGAAGUUGGACACGCCUAGAGAAAGUAACAAAAGAAAACACGACGACAGUGGCUCUAGUAGCGUCAAGAAACAGAAGCCAUCAGUACAAACUAAGCCAUUUGGUAAAUUAUUGGAUGGUGUGACUAUUGUAAUUAGUGGAAUUUUAAACCCUGACAGAGCGAAUUUAAGGACGUCCGCACGAAGUUUGGGGGCGAAGUACAAACCAGAUUGGGACAACAGUUGUACGCAUUUAAUAUGUGCCUAUGCAAAUACACCAAAAUUCAAUCAGGUUAAAGGCAAAGGUAAAAUUGUGACAAGAAAAUGGAUAGAAGACUGCUACAGGGAUAGAAAAAGGUAUCCUUGGAGGAGAUAUGCUUUGGAUAAGGCCGACAAAACUGGGAAUGAAAGUGAGGAUGAAAUCUGGGAAAAAGUUGAUACUCCCCCUGCAUGUCCUAAAGAUGAUGGUGGGGAUACUGAGGAUGAAAUUGAAGCUAUAAUUAAUUCUACAAAGAAAAAACGCAAAGCUAGUACUGACACUGAAGAUGAAAUUGAGGGGAUAAAAAAUUCGGAAACUCCAAAGAAAGAAAAUAACUAAACAAGCAAAAAAUGGGUCAUCAUCCACUUCAUUUCAGAAGGCUGAUUUAAAUGACUCAGAAACUGAUGAUGACUUGCAAAUAAUAUCAAGUAAUGGAAAUAAAGAGGACGACGUUUAUAUUAUUGACACAGACUUAGAAGACAUACCAGAAUUAUCAUCACCAAAUA
Molecule: messenger RNA, 2957 nt
Organism: Aethina tumida (small hive beetle)
Lineage: Eukaryota; Metazoa; Arthropoda; Insecta; Coleoptera; Nitidulidae
Gene: XRCC1
Product: DNA repair protein XRCC1
Exons: 8
Coding region: 1222-2790 (522 amino acids)
Biological process (GO): base-excision repair; double-strand break repair via nonhomologous end joining; single strand break repair
Cellular component (GO): nucleus
Molecular function (GO): damaged DNA binding
Source: RefSeq, a predicted model, not a curated record